AUGGAGAGUUAUGUUGCUCAGCGAUGGGGCAUUGGUUUCCCCGAUGGCUGUCAAAUUACUAAAAUAACAAUCACCAUUUCACUCCUGGCCCUUCUGUAUAUGACAGCUUUUAUGAUCUGGAAUGUAUUCUUUCAUCCUCUGGCUCACUUCCCGGGGCCGCUUUUGGCUCGUUCAAGUCUAUUGUGGAGGAUCUACCAUUCUCUGGGUGGUCAAUUUCACUUAGCCAUACAAGAACAGCAUAAACGGCUAGGCCCUAUUAUCAGAGUCUCACCCAACGAGCUCUCCUUCUCCUCUGUCGAGUCAUGGAAAGACAUCUAUGGCCAUGCAACGCAAGGAAGGCAGACAAUGGCCAAGAGUGAAUUUUAUGAUAUGUAUGGCUCCGGAUUCGAGUCUUCUUGCAUCGGUAGUGAGAGAGACCCGAGAAAGCAAAGUGGCAUGAAAAAGACCCUUUCAGGAGCAUUCUCAACCAAGGCGCUUUCGCAACAAGAGUGCAUCGUCCAGAAUUGUGUCGAUGGCUUUGUCCGUCGCCUUGGGCAAGAUGGAUGCUUCAAGCAAGGGUUGAAUAUGACGAAAUGGUUCGAAAUGAUUGCCUUUGACAUUUUAGGCGAGAUGGCAUUUGGAGAGACUUUUCAUUGCAUCGAGACAGGAAAAUCGCACUUCUGGUCAGACAUGAUCGUAGAACACCUGUUCUUUAUCACAGUUCUUGACAACCUGCGCCGCUUUCCGCUGUUGACGGCCAUAGGACGAAGGCUGUUACCAAAGCUUACAGUACAUGUUCGUGACAAGCAUUCCGGGUAUAGCAGAAAUAAGGUUGCCAGGAGGCUGGAUGCCGAGAAAGGGCGCCAUGACUUUCUGACCGUUGUCGCUGGGAAGGUCAAAAGGGGCGAGAUUUCUCAAGAAGAGAUGACAGCACAUGCAUCAACUUUAGUGAUCGCUGGUGGGGAGACUGUUGCUACAUUCCUUGCCGGCGUGACAUACUUUCUUGUCAAAACACCAGCCGUCUAUGAAAGACUUCGAGCCGAGAUAAGGGGUAGUUUUGCAUCUACCGCCGACAUCACGGCCAUAUUAGCAGCUCAGCUCCCAUAUCUUCAAGCUGUAAUCGCUGAAGGUUUGAGAAUAUACCCUCCAGGAUCGCAAGGCUUCCCCAGGAUCUGUCCAGGCGCUACAAUUGCCGGGUCAUGGGUUCCCAAAGGGACGGAAGUGUACACCAGUGUAUGGACAGUUACUCACGAUGAGAACAACUUUCACCUACCUUACGAGUUCAAGCCAGAGAGGUGGUUGGACAAGAGCUGCAACGACAAUCUUGAGGCCAGCCAGCCUUUUUCGCUGGGGCCACGUGGUUGCGUUGGAAAGAACUUCGCUAUUAUGGAGAUUGGCUUGAUCUUGUCGAAAUUACAUUAUGAUUAUGAUCUAGAGCUGGUCGACGAUCAGUUGGAUUGGUUGGGACAAAGUCGAAUGCAUGUCAUGUGGUGGAAGCCGUCACUAAAUGUCAGGUUUAGAAAGGUCAAUGGGAGUGAUUAA
Molecule: messenger RNA, 1521 nt
Organism: Fusarium sp. VM40
Lineage: Eukaryota; Fungi; Ascomycota; Sordariomycetes; Hypocreales; Nectriaceae
Source: the annotation of a GenBank genome assembly